This is a messenger RNA of Camellia sinensis, 1368 nucleotides long. RefSeq names its product transcription factor MYB20. The record is from RefSeq and is a predicted model, not a curated record. Lineage: Eukaryota; Viridiplantae; Streptophyta; Magnoliopsida; Ericales; Theaceae.
UCUCUCUCUCUCUCUCUAUAUAUAUGCAUUCAUUGAGCUUAAUUGGGUUAAUUUGUUGAUAGUUGUUUGAGAGAGUACUAUAGUGAAGAAGAUGGGGAGACAACCAUGCUGUGACAAAGUAGGGCUGAAGAAGGGACCAUGGACAGCUGAAGAGGACAAGAAGCUCAUUAACUUCAUCCUCUCCAAUGGCCAAUGCUGUUGGAGAGCUGUCCCUAAACUCUCAGGAUUGUUAAGGUGUGGUAAGAGUUGCAGGCUGAGAUGGACAAACUACCUUAGGCCAGACUUGAAGAGGGGUCUCUUAUCAGACUAUGAAGAGAAGAUGGUUAUUGAUCUCCAUGCUCAGCUUGGCAACAGAUGGUCCAAGAUUGCUUCUCAUCUUCCAGGAAGAACAGAUAAUGAGAUCAAGAACCAUUGGAAUACCCACAUCAAGAAAAAGCUGAGGAAGAUGGGGAUUGAUCCUCUCACCCACAAACCACUGCCUACUCCUCCAACUGAUCAUGAUCAACCCCAACAAGAACGACCACAAGAAGAUCAACAACCACCACUGCCAUCUUUAACUUGUAAAAUCUCUGAAGUGGCAGUGGGUCAAAACAGUGAAAUAGAGACAUCAUUUGAGUCAUCCAUUACUGAAGAGGCCAAACACAAAGAAAAAGAGGAAGACAUAAACAUAGAAGGCCCAUUUGACUCAUUAAUGGAUGUCAAUAAUGGGUUUUGCACAGAUGAUAUCCCAUUGAUUGAACCCCAUGAGAUCAAUCUGCUACCACCAUGUACUACUGCUCCUUCAAUAUCAUCAACAACCACAACAUCUUCAUCAUCAACAUCAUCAUCAUCAGCUUCGUCUUCUUCUUCCUCUUAUUCUUCAUCCAACAACAACAUACUUGAAGACUUGGACUUACUACCAAACUUUGACAGCUGGCAAAGUGACUUGAGCAACAGCUUGGUUUUCUGGGAUGAUGAUGACUUCAUCAGCACUUUUGAUUUGUGGAUUAAUGGUGGUGAUAGUGACAGGAAUCUAAGCUCAACUGUUGAUGACCAUCCUCCUACCACCCAGUAGUACCCAAGGAUGGUUCUUGAUCAAAUCUUGGAAAUUUAAUCCCUUUCCCUGGAGAAAUUUUUGUAUGUUGGGAUAGUAGCAAGUGGAAUUGUCAAGUGGUAUCUUUUACUAAUUACAAAUACAUUCAAUCACAAUAAAAAAAAAUAUCACUUGGCACCCAAAAAUUCCUCCUUUCGUUGUGCUUUCAAAAGGGCUUCUUUGUAAUUUGGUUGUUAGUUGCUGCUGCAGUUAAAAAAAGCCAAGAAAGUUAAUACCAAAAAACAAAAAGUCAAGAAAGUUGGGCAAACAGGGCCCACCUUUUGUUUUUACUGCUA